AUACUAUAAUGAGAUCAUCGAUGCCCCGUUGCUCUCAUGUUGGCAGUAUGACAUUGCAAUGGCUAUUAUUUUUUCGUUGCGCAAAACUUUGUACGCUAUUGUAACAUCUAGCGUUAGGACUCAGGUUGAGAGAGGUGAGCUUUAUGGAUGUCUCUUUCUCUCGCGCUCUCCGGUGAGGAUUGUAGACUAAGACAAGAGGAAGGAAAGGAAGGUUACGAAGGCGCGUGGUCUCCCCCACCUAACGACCAGCCUCGAUCCCCAGCUGCUCUCCUCUCCCAUCCUCCCGUCUCACUCCUCACCCCUUUCUUCGAAUUUAUAUCUAUCUCCUACCACCUAGGAGAAAGUGGGGGGAUAGAGAGGGAAGGAGGGAGGGAGAGGAAGGGGGGGAGAGAGAGAGAAAGAGAGCCGAUCCGCGAAUCUUGGAAGACUCUCAUCAUCAUCAGGUUUUUGUCUGGAUUUAAUCACUGAAGGAAAGGGAAUUUGGAUUUUGUGGAUGCAUUUUCUUGUUUUAUUUCGGUCCUGGGACUGGCGUUUAGUUGCUAGAAGAACCCCUCUGUGCCUGCGAGGAUAAGAUGCCAUCUUCCUAUUUGUCAAGGAAAAAAGGGCUGCAAGCUUCAUCAGAAUUCCUACUAGGCUGGGGCCAGAACUUCUUUCUGGGCAGUACCUGGUCUUUUUCAUGGAAGCCCUUCUCUGAUCUUGGCCAGAGUGUUCAUCGGACUUCUCGGUCUUCUGUUAGUGUCUGUAGAGAUUUCCAUACAAGUGAUUGUUGCAAGGGACCAUCCGUCAUUGGAACGCUCUCUCGCACCUUUUCUGUGCCUUCUGUGACCGGACCUUCUUGCCAGCCUUUUUCGUAUAACAUUGACAGUCUGCUUUCUGAUCCCCAGCAGAGGCUUCUCUGCACAUUGUUCCGGAGAAAUAUAAUGUCUGCUUGCAACUAUUUAUUGGGUAGAGCUGAACCAGGUGCUCAGCAUCUGGAGAAUGGGAACAGCGGUGGACAAAUGUUGAAUUCAGUGAUGCGGGCUGAUAUCAGUUAUAACUAUAAAGGUCUUGAUUAUUGCAAAAGAAUAAGUGGUAGCUUGAAAAAUAGAGAACCUUGGGGUACUAAUAUGGUCUACAAGUGUUUAUGGUCUAAUGCAACUGGGACAAGUUGGAAGUCUAAUUUUUCCUUAGAACCAGGGAUGCAAGAUUUACAUUCACAGUGUGCAGUUCCAUAUUCUGCUGGGGCAGCUCCUCACAUGUCUUUGGAUGGAACUUCACAGGAAGAGCAGCUUGAGAAUUUGGUGGUAUCGUCUGACCUAAAAGUACUGGGUGAUAGGUCUUUGAAGCUGCUUUCUGGAUCUUGUUGCCUGCCGCACCCAGAUAAGGUCGAAACUGGUGGGGAGGAUGCCUAUUUCAUAUGUGUUGAUGAGCAAGCCAUUGGUGUGGCAGAUGGUGUUGGUGGCUGGGCAGACCUUGGAGUUGAUGCAGGACAAUAUGCUCGGGAGCUUAUGUCUAAUUCAGCAAAUGCAAUCCGAGAAGAGCCAAAGGGGUCCAUUGAUCCAGCAAGGGUUCUAGAGAAGGCUUAUUCCAGCACAAAAGCAAAGGGAUCAUCAACAGCAUGCAUCAUUGCUCUCACAGAUCAGGGUCUUCAUGCUGUAAACCUUGGGGACAGUGGCUUUGUAGUUGUUAGGGAUGGAUGCACCAUCUUCAGGUCACCUGUACAACAACAUGACUUCAAUUUCACUUACCAACUUGAGAGUGGCAGUGGCAGUGACCUCCCAAGUGUUGCCCAGGUAUUUACCUUCCCUGUCUCACCUGGUGAUGUCAUCAUCGCGGGAACAGAUGGAUUGUUUGAUAAUUUGUAUAAUACUGAAGUUACAGCAGUAGUUGUCCAAGCUGUCAGAACCGGGCUCGGGCCUCAAGUGACAGCUCAGAAGAUAGCUGCACUUGCCCGCCAACGAGCGCAGGAUAAGAACCGGCAAACACCUUUCUCCAUUGCUGCCCAGGAUGCUGGGUAUCGGUAUUAUGGCGGCAAACUUGAUGACAUUACAGUUGUGGUAUCCUACAUCACUGUUUCCAGUUCUUGAUACAAAUCCAUCUUCCUUUGUACAGUUUUGGGGUCAGAAACCAAUUUAGAUGUAUUGCAUCGGUUCAUCUGCUGCUGUCUUUGGAGCUUCUUUUUCCAGAGAAUUUCUAUCGGCAUCUAUUAUGCGAGGUAGCUCUAUAGGUGGCAUAGUCACAAACCCAAAUGUCAGAACCUGGGCAUCUUCGGGCAUACUUUUCUUAUUUUAGGCCUAUUCCUAACAGUGGAUAGAGAACUUCUGUCCUCUUCUUUCAUUUAUGUUUUUCGCCAGAAAGUCAUAUAGCUCUGUUUUUUUUUAAAAAAAUGAUUUAGUGCAUGAGCAAAUUACUACCUAUGAAUAGGGUAAGACUUGGAAAGAGGAAGGGGUAAAGGGAUGUGAAUAUGACGCUUAGUGGAAUGAGAAAGACUUGGGGGCUGCUUUGACGCCAGCAAUUUGGAGUAAUUGAAUCCCAGCUGCAAGAGAUGGUUCUCUUCCAAUACUUGAAUACCUGUAUUUUAUGUGGGAUCCAUGUAUUUGAAGUUAUAUUUGAAUCUUAGUUGCUAUAUCUUCUUCUAUGGCCGAAUCGACCUUAGGAAAGCUGUAGCAAGUGAUGCUUAUGAUUUCCA
Messenger RNA from Elaeis guineensis (African oil palm), 2668 nucleotides. Its product is annotated as probable protein phosphatase 2C 55. The record is from RefSeq and is a predicted model, not a curated record. Gene Ontology annotation, biological process: protein dephosphorylation. NCBI's taxonomy places the organism in Eukaryota, Viridiplantae, Streptophyta, Magnoliopsida, Arecales, Arecaceae. Gene Ontology annotation, molecular function: protein serine/threonine phosphatase activity.